UCCAUUUAUAACUAUCAAGAUGGCUGAGUUCAAGAAAUCGAAGAAGAAAAACUUUAGAAAAAGGAGAAACUCCUCAGAUAGUGACAUUGGUUCCGAUCCAGAAAUUGAAACAAGCACAAAGCUUGGGGACAUAAAAGAGUUACAGAAGACGCGGGAGAGACAGAAGGGAGUGGACAUAGUCGGCCUGGCAUUGGGCAAGAAAAUACCUAAGACAGAGGAGAGGGACAGUCAUGAUCCCUUUAAAAUGCAAACUGGGGGCUACAUCGACAUGAAAGCAUUAAAGUCAAGUGGUACACAGCUCACUGAGGAAGAAAAGGAAGCCAUUGGAACAGCUUUUGCAGCAGAAACAAACAAAAGAGAUGAAGACGCAGAGAUGCAGAAGUUUGUUGAGGAGGAGCUGAAGAGAAGGAAAGGUCAUGUGACGGAGGACGGCUUGAGGCCUGGACAAUCUAAUGUGUCUGGUAACAAGUUGUUUGAGCUUCCUGACCAGCUGAAGUCCAUCACCUCACGAUUCAAGAAAUCGGAGGACAUGUUGUCCAGCCAGAUGCUCUCUGGAAUCCCGGAAAUCGACCUUGGAAUCGAUGCCAAGAUCCGUAACAUUGAGGAGACUGAAGAGGCAAAACAGCGACUGAUUGAGGAACGGAGAAGGAAGAAGGACAAGAUCUCGGAGUUUGUGCCAACCAACAUGGCUGUCAACUUUGUCCAACAUAAUAGGUUCACUAUAGAAGAUGCUAAACCUGCGUCAAAGAAAGAGGAACCAGUCCCAGCUAAGAAGGCUAAAGUUGGGGAAGCAGACAGACCAGGGCAAGCCUACGUAGCACAGUGGAUACAGCACUGGACUGCAAUUUUGGCGACACUGGUUGGAACCCGGUCUCCGACUCGAUUUUUUUUUCCAUUAUGAUAAUCGACCCCUCACUGUCCAGCCAGAUGAAAAGGCCACAGACAACUUUCACUUCAACAAAUUCAAGAAACAGAUGAGAAGAUGACGGACAAUAUCAUCAUUCUAUGUCCUGGCGAUUUUCUACAGUGUCUGCUUCUGUUCCAAGUCCUAUAUUGUGAUAUAAUGUGACUCGGAAGUAACAUUGGGAAUGAUUUCUGUUACACAGUGCUUUGAUUAAAUGCCUUGUUGGGUCUGGUACAUGUUUAGGACAUUAAGACAUCAAUGGUUUGCGCUCUAACAACGUUCAUGGCAGUUAUGUGUUGUUGUCAACAGUGUAAUAUGUUUUCACAAACUCAGGAGUAAUAUAAAAGGCUUAAAGAACUCUUUAUUCAUGUCAGAGUUGAAAAACAAACAAGUAAUGAUUGUUUUUUUAAGGAUAUAACACUGCCCUUAUUUAUAUACAAAUUCUGUAAGACAUGAUCUGUUCUUUGCCCUACAUGAGGAAGCAACUGUUUGACAGAAUGCAAUCAAACUUAACAAGUAUCCUAAAUGCUAUGAACUGUUAUUAAUGAAUAAGUACUUGAGAGAAUACAUUGUAAAUUUUAUAUUUUCCAAGGCAAAAGUGUUGCUGCUCAAAGGAUUUUUUGUUCUCAAUUAAACAAGUCUAGUAUCAAUUACACACUGUUUCAAUUCAUCAUAAAAAUAUCAUUGAUAGUUAAAAAAUAGGCAUGAAAAUGAUUGCUCUGAG
Molecule: messenger RNA, 1628 nt
Organism: Mya arenaria
Lineage: Eukaryota; Metazoa; Mollusca; Bivalvia; Myida; Myidae
Product: splicing factor C9orf78-like
Exons: 10
Coding region: 20-901 (293 amino acids)
Biological process (GO): mRNA splicing, via spliceosome
Cellular component (GO): spliceosomal complex
Source: RefSeq, a predicted model, not a curated record